This is a messenger RNA of Leptosomus discolor (cuckoo roller), 1242 nucleotides long. RefSeq names its product inositol hexakisphosphate kinase 3 (gene IP6K3). Gene Ontology annotation, molecular function: inositol hexakisphosphate kinase activity. NCBI's taxonomy places the organism in Eukaryota, Metazoa, Chordata, Aves, Leptosomiformes, Leptosomidae. Gene Ontology annotation, biological process: phosphatidylinositol phosphate biosynthetic process; inositol phosphate biosynthetic process. The record is from RefSeq and is a predicted model, not a curated record. Gene Ontology annotation, cellular component: nucleus; cytoplasm.
AUGGUGGGGCAGAGCCCCCUGGACCCCAGCGAGAGCAGGACCGCCGUCCUCCUGGAGCCCUUUGUCCACCAGGUGGGCGGCCACAUGAGCAUGAUGAAGUACGACGAGCACACGGUCUGCAAGCCCUUGGUCUCGCAGGAGCUGAGCUUCUACGAGUCGCUGCCCUUGGCCAUGAGGCAGUUCACCCCCCAGUACAAAGGCAUCGUUUCCGUGCACCUCAGAAAGGACAGCCUCGGCAACCUGACCCUAAUCGCCAGCCCCAGCCUGCAGGCGGAGAGCCGCGGCCGGCUGGAUAACACCAUCGGCGACUCCUCGGUGACCAUAUGGCACAAAUGCAAGUGGGCUGCCAGCACCAGCACCGGCAGCGAGCACACGCUGGUCCAGUGGAGUCACACGCAGCUCAGCAAGACCUUCAAAGACAGCUGCCCGGGGAAGAUGCUAUUGAGGACAGACCUUCAGUACCGCACAGAUUCACUUUUGGAAGAUGCAAAUGGAAACCAGCCAGAAAGGAACAGCUACAACCCCUGGGGACUGCACUGUCACAGGCAGCACCUGAACCGCAUGUCCUCCAAGCAUAAUGAGAACAAACUUCAUCAGUUUCUAUUGCUUGAAAACGUGGUAUCAAAAUACAACUAUCCCUGCAUCCUGGACUUAAAGAUGGGAACCCGGCAGCACGGCGAUGACGCCUCGGAGGAGAAGAAAGCCCGGCACAUCAAGAAGUGCGAACAAAGCACCUCUGCCUCUCUGGGCGUUCGCAUCUGCGGGAUGCAGGUUUACCAAGCAGACACCGGCCAUUUUCUCUGCAAAGACAAGUAUUACGGCAGGAAGCUCUCACCGGAGGGAUUCAGGCAAACCUUGCGCCAGUUCCUGUGCAACGGGAACCACCUCCGGACGGAUCUCCUGGAGCCCAUCAUCCUGCGGCUAAAGGCUCUGCUUUCCGUCAUCAGGAAGCAAAGCUCUUACAGGUUCUACUCCAGCUCACUGCUCAUCAUUUAUGACGGACAGGAGCACAAAGAGAACACGGCACCCUUGGAUAAUCACCUUCGCUUCCAGAAAACACACUGCACCCCGUCCCACGGCACUAAUCACUCCAGAGUCGACGUCCGGAUGAUAGACUUUGCCCACACCACUUUCAAAGGCUCCCAGUGCAAUCCCACCGCUUACGACGGGCCAGACCACGGCUAUAUUUUUGGCCUGGAGAAUCUCAUCAAAAUCCUUCAGAAUAUCUCAGAAGGCAAGUGA